Messenger RNA from Sodiomyces alkalinus F11, 1470 nucleotides. RefSeq lists its product as hypothetical. The record is from RefSeq and is a predicted model, not a curated record. The transcript is spliced from 3 exons. NCBI's taxonomy places the organism in Eukaryota, Fungi, Ascomycota, Sordariomycetes, Glomerellales, Plectosphaerellaceae. Bases 1 to 1470 code for a protein of 489 amino acids.
AUGUGUCUCCCAAAUAAAUGGGAACAAGGGCUUGCCUGCGGGCUUGUUGACAAUGACACAUUUACGUCGGACACCAGCGAUCGCGAAAUCACAGCGAUCCCCGGAUUCAACAUGUGGGACAUGGUGUCGCACCCAGGUGUCGUCUUAGUGACGAACCCCUUACUGGCCCUCGCCAGCCUCUAUACCCCUCAACAAUACCGCCUGUUACCAUUCGGGCUCCUGGUGCUCCAGUUCUGGAACGCCAUCUGCUACGUUCAAUACCAGCCCGGGCUCGCCUCCUUCUUCUUUCUGCCGCAUGACUUCGACUGGUACGUGGGCGACAUGCUCGCCAAGGCCAUCACCAUAGUCAUGAUGCACUUUGGCGUCAUCCUCAUUCUCGAAAAGCACAAGGCUCCGCCGGCCUCCGGUUCUCGGCUGGCACAACUGCAGGCGGCAUACAAGACCUUGUCCAACUUUCGGCGCAUCGGGACCAACAUGGUCGCGCCGCAGGUGCCCGUCCUGGCCGACGACCCGACGCAGGUGGAACGGGAAAAGGAAGAAGACACGGCCCCUCAGAACAACGACAAAAACAACAGCAAUAACAACAACUUUAGGAGUCGAGUCGGAGUCGUGCACCGCGAACCGCGUCUUUGUUUCCUGGCGCGCCGCUCCGCGCUGACGAUCCUCCUCCUCUCCGCCGAGUUCUGGCUCAAGCCGCUCGUGUGGGCCAUGCUGAUCAACCCGGGGUACGAAGACUACACGCCCGACAAGGAGGCGUUUUUCCGCCGGCUGCCCGGCAUGUCGGCGGGGCAAUUGCUGCGCGAGUUUGCGAUCCGGAACCAGAUCGUUUUCGAGGCGUUUUGGUCGGCGUACGCCGUGUACACGGCCGCCCAUGCGAUUUUCGCGGUGGUUUGCGUGGGGAUCGGAUUCGACGAGCCGCACGAGUGGCCCCCGCUGUUCGGGGACAUACGGGAGUCGUAUUCCAUGAGGCGGUUCUGGGUCAAGUUUUACGAUCGGUUGCUUUACCGGACGCUGAAAGGGUGCGCGCUCUUGAUUGCCAGGCUCGUGGGCCUCAUCCGACGAGAGGGCGACACGGACGGCACGUUGAAAGGGUACGCCCUUUACGUCCUCUGGCUUUUGGGUAUUGCUAGGCGAGAGGACGGCGACGACGACAACGACGACGACGCGUGGAAGGUGGGAAAGGGUAGAGGAGAAGGAGAACCUUGGAGGCGGUGGUUGCUGAACGCGAUCAUCUUCGCCGUGAGCGCGUGGUUUCAUGCGCACACGUCAUGGUGGGCUGGGUGGAGGUGUGCGUACUGGCCGGAGGUCGGGUGGUGGGCGACGAGUUUCCUUGCUGUCAUUGGGGAGAUGGCCGCGCAGGAGAUGAUGAGGAAGUGGGCACGAAGGUUAUACGAGAAACUGGACAGCGGGUGGAUUGGCAAGGCGGUCGGGUUCGCUACAUGUAUCCCAAUUAUAUAUGCCAGCCUGUGA